GGAAGUAUAAUUGUUUAUGCUGGAAAAAACGUGGAUUAUCUACUUAGUAUGUUAAGUUAUGACAGCUCUUGGAAAAACAAUUCAUUGACUGCAGUUAAUAUAUUAUACUGGGUUUUUAUCAAGUGAUAACGGACUACACGCAUAGUUAACAUUUUCUUCACUGUGCUCAAUGUGUUAAUAGAGGGGUAGCAGUUUUAGGUCUACAGCAUGCACCCAGUCUUGGGGUUAUCACGGUUCUGUUCACAUUAUUUAGUUUAUUGGACUAAGACCUGGAGAUUGACUAGGACAGUGCAAUGGGCAUUGGUCCGAAGAAUUUAUAGUGAGACAGGCAAGUGGGAACGAGAUUAUCGAGAGCAGACUAGGAAACAAGUUGAGGGGUGGUGGCGCCCCAGAAUCAAAGAACAGUUCCACAAGCUAUCCAAGAAAGAUGACUCAAGACCUAAAUUUUAUGCCUUGUCAAUGUUCCCAUAUCCGUCUGGUAAUCUUCACAUGGGUCAUGUACGAGUAUAUACCAUCAGUGAUGUUAUAGCGCAUUUCCAGAGAAUGCAAGGAAAACAGGUCUUGAACCCCAUGGGAUGGGAUGCCUUUGGGCUACCUGCUGAAAAUGCAGCUAUUGAGCGUGGUUUGGACCCGGAAGAGUGGACCAAAAGUAAUAUUGUACACAUGAGAGAACAGCUUCUUAAUCUUGGCCUUUGUUUUAAUUGGGAACAGGAAAUAACCACAUGUCAGCCAGAUUAUUACAGAUGGACCCAGUAUCUCUUCGUCAAGUUAUAUGAAGCUGGAUUAGCCUAUCAGAAAGAGGCUCUGGUGAAUUGGGAUCCAGUGGACCAAACUGUUCUAGCAGAUGAGCAAGUGGAUGAAAAUGGCUGUUCUUGGCGCUCUGGAGCUAAAGUGGAGCACAAGUACUUGAAACAGUGGUUUAUUAAAACUACCAACUUUGCAAAGCCCCUUCUAGAUUCCUUGGACGAUCUUCCCAGCUGGUAUGGUGUAAAGGCGAUGCAAGCAAACUGGAUAGGAGACUGUUCUGGCUGUUACUUUGACUUUCAGUUGAAGGUUGGUGGUAUACUUGGAGCAGAGAAGGUCUCUGCAUACACUCCUACUCCUGAAGCCAUAUAUGGAGCAUCUUACCUUUCUAUCCUUCCAAGUCAUUGGCUUCUUCAUGGAGAGAGUAAGCUGAGGGAAGUCUUUCAACGCAAGUUUGUCUCCGGCAAUGAUUGCCUGACCUCUGUCACUGCUGUCAAUCUACUGAAUGGACAAGAGAUUCCUGUGGUGAUUUCAGGCCAAACUGAGUUUGAAGGUUACCUGGACACAAAAAUAGGUAUCCCUAAUAUUAGCCUACAGGAUAAAGCAGUGGCUCAGAAACUGGGUCUCGAGUGCCCACAUGUGAUCGAAGUUCUCCCUGAUGGGGAAGAAAAGCUGAUCAACUCAGAAGAGUUUACAGGGCUGAAUCGGCAAGUAGCUGUCAGUGCAGUCAUGCAGCGAGCCAGAAAUAUGGGAGUUGGUGGAUACUUUACAAGUCCUACACUGAGAGACUGGUUGAUAUCAAGGCAACGCUACUGGGGCACACCUAUUCCUGUAAUCCACUGUAAGUCCUGUGGCACAGUGCCAGUGCCCUGUGAAGACCUACCUGUACUGCUGCCCAAAGUGGAAUCAUUUACUGGGAAGGGAAAUUCACCUCUGCGCUCAGUUCCUGACUGGCACAACUGCUGUUGCCCAAAGUGUAAAGGACCAGCAGUGAGAGAAACAGAUACAAUGGACACAUUUGUUGACUCAGCGUGGUACUACUUUCGAUAUACAGAUCCUCACAACACGGAGAGACCAUUUGACAAAGCUUUGGUGGACUACUGGAUGCCUGUAGAUCUGUAUAUUGGUGGAAAGGAACAUGCUGUCAUGCACUUGUAUUAUGCAAGAUUUCUCAGUCAUUUCUGCUUUGAACAAAACAUGGUCAAGUGCAGAGAGCCUUUUCACAAACUGCUUGUUCAAGGCCUCAUCAAAGGGCAGACAUUUCGAUUGGCAACUACUGGCCAGUACAUAAAGAAGGAGGACAUUGAUUUUAGUGGCCCAGAGCCUGUUCACAGAACCACAAAGGAACAGUUGCAGAUUACUUGGGAGAAGAUGAGUAAAUCCAAGCACAAUGGGAUUGAUCCUGAAGAAGCUGUGCGGCAGUAUGGUAUCGAUACAGUUCGUCUCUACAUCCUUUAUGCAGCCCCUCCAGAACAAGACAUCUUGUGGGAUGUUAAGACUGAUGCAAUUCCUGGAGUUCUCAGAUGGCAAGGUAGACUAUGGUCCCUUGUAACAAAGUUUAUUGAUGUCAGAUUAUCAGGAACUUUGCCAGAUCCGAAUCAACUUAAUAAGAAGGAAAAGGCUGAAGCCCGUAAGAUAUGGGAAAACAAAAAUUACGCUCUCCUUGAGGUAACCAAGCAUUUCAUUGAGGAUUUCUUGUUAAAUACUGCCAUUUCACGUCUCAUGGGACUUACUAAUACACUUUCAAAAGCCUCACAGAAAGUGAUUCUUCACAGUACUGAGUUUGAAGAUGCUUUGGCCACACUUUGUGUAAUGACUGCUCCUAUGGCACCACACUUGGCAUCUGAAUUGUGGAAGGGAAUAUCACAUGUGGAGAAUAAAUCUGAUACGCGUUUUCGGUGGGACCAAGAUGUAUUGCUUCAGUUAUGGCCAAGUGUAGACCCAGAGUAUCUGCAGCAGCCUGAUACAGUGGAAAUGGUGGUCCAGAUCAAUAACAAAGCCUGUGGCACAGUGAGUGUAACACAAGACUUAGCAAAGAAUGCAGAGAAGGUGUGUCAGAUUAUCCUGCAAAGUGAAUUGGGCAUCAGACACCUUCAGGGGCAUGCCAUCAAAAAGGUUUUCCUUUCACCAAGAACUGCUCUUAUCAACUUUCUAGUUGAGAAAUAAGUAUUUAUAGUGCAAUGCUGGCAUUGUGUAGUGUUAAAGUACUUCAUACUGAAGCCGAAAUUAAUGCAUUACCUACAUUUAAAACAACUAUUUUGGGUUGAAAUGUGCACAUUUUUCUUUUUGGUAUACAGCAUAACAGAAAGCAGAGUAGUAAUAUUGAAAACUAUUAACUUUUUACCAGGCUUGAAGCUGUGUAUAUUAUUAAUUCCAUAUCUAGUACUUAAAAAAAAUGUUAUCCAUGCAAGAUGUUAACAUAGGUACUAUUUAUGGAUGAUCAUUUUUGUGACAUUGCUUAGAAAAUACAGUUUAGUGUGUUUGAGAAUCUUUAGAGGAGCUUUACACAAUCAUUAACAGUGAACUGUGGGUUGUGCUGCAUUUAUUCACUAAUGCUAAAUCUUAAAAGUGGGAAUAAGUAUGUUGUUAAUAAAGUUUUGUGUAGUUACAGUAAAUAUGAAUUGUGUAAAGUUUGUUUUAUUGCUGUUUUGUCAUAUAUAUGUAAUAUAUUUUCAAUAAAAAUCUGAAAAGUU
Messenger RNA from Protopterus annectens (West African lungfish), 3437 nucleotides. RefSeq names its product leucyl-tRNA synthetase 2, mitochondrial (gene LARS2). Gene Ontology annotation, biological process: mitochondrial translation; leucyl-tRNA aminoacylation. Gene Ontology annotation, cellular component: mitochondrion. The transcript is spliced from 20 exons. Gene Ontology annotation, molecular function: aminoacyl-tRNA deacylase activity; ATP binding; leucine-tRNA ligase activity. The coding region runs from base 208 to 2910 and encodes 900 amino acids. Lineage: Eukaryota; Metazoa; Chordata; Ceratodontiformes; Protopteridae. The record is from RefSeq and is a predicted model, not a curated record.